GAAAGGCCAGAAAUUGAAGCUGCCGCCUUGGAGACUGAAGCUAACGAGAAAGGUGAAAAAUCGGAGGUAGCUAAACCCGAGCCAUUUGAAUCACCUCCCUUGAAGAAAGGUAUUAUCGCAUUGUGGAGAGCACGCUGCAUCACGCCCUACAAUCCUGAUUUAUUACCGCCUGAGCCGAUACCGCUGCAGGAAGAGGUGUCCGUGGAUUCUCUGGUAGAUAAAUGUUCGGAAGAUUUAGCAAUGGCACCGGAACAAUACUUGAAGUACGAAGACGAAUACGAAGGUGAAAUGAGAGGUUAUUACAAUGAUACUGACUACACUAGACCAUCCGUUGAAACAAUUUAAUUAGGGAAAUCAGUGUUAAAUUUAAAAACAAGACGUAAUGUUAAUCUUCUCUUCUUUGAUCGCGCAUUAAAAUAUUUCUGAGCAAACGAAAAUAAAAAUACAUUAAUUAAUAAUUAUAAUACAAAAUGAACUUGUACACAUUCGGCACGUAGUUGUGCGUAGAUGGUUAGGCAAAAAUGCAACAUGUUUUUAAGCACUUUAUUUAGGAAAUUAUAAUAACAAAUGUGCGUAUGUGCCCAUAUCAGACAAUGUAAAGAACUUAUUUUAUAGGCACGCGUAGGUCUUGUUCGAAAGUUGCAUUCGUCAAAGUGUUUGAAGUAUGUCUAAUGUAUGUAUAUAUAUUAUGUGUAUUACAUUGAAUAUAUCAGCAACAAGUAGAACGCGAAUACGUAUUCAUAAUAUUAGCUAAGCGUACGCUCAAGAUAAUCGUAGUCUAUUCAAUUUUACUCCAAAGAUAGUCAUAGAUACGCAAAGGAUUUUGUAUUUUCUAUAUAUAUAUAUGUGUGUGUAUG
Molecule: messenger RNA, 857 nt
Organism: Heterotrigona itama
Lineage: Eukaryota; Metazoa; Arthropoda; Insecta; Hymenoptera; Apidae
Source: the annotation of a GenBank genome assembly